This is a messenger RNA of Jatropha curcas, 2028 nucleotides long. RefSeq lists its product as uncharacterized. Lineage: Eukaryota; Viridiplantae; Streptophyta; Magnoliopsida; Malpighiales; Euphorbiaceae. The record is from RefSeq and is a predicted model, not a curated record. Gene Ontology annotation, molecular function: receptor serine/threonine kinase binding.
CUACUAUCAUUUAACAGCUAAUCCGCAAUCCACAAGUUUAUGGUCACAAACAAAUCCCCAUCAAUGGAGAUUCCAAAAAACACCAAAACCUUGAAAAUCAUUAUCUUCUUCUUCUUCUUUUCACCAUUAAUUUCUAAAUCAUGCAACCCAAUUGAUAAACAAGCAUUACUUCAUUUCAAGAAGAGAAUAAUCUUUGACCCAUCAAAUCUUUUGCAAUCUUGGACAUCUUCUACGGAUUGCUGCACUUCUUGGGAAGGUAUAGCCUGUGAUUUCUCCGGCCGCGUGGUUAACGUCUCUCGUCCUGGCUUCGUAUCAAGCAAUGGCUUCAUUGAAGAAACAUACAUGACAGGAACAUUAUCUCCAUUUCUUGGAAAUUUGUCCAGUCUUCAAGUUCUUGACUUAAGUAAUCUCAAGAACUUGAAAGGACAAAUUCCUCAAGAACUUGGGAAGUUAUAUAAUCUCGCUUAUCUGUUUCUUGAUUCAAAUAUGCUUACUGGUUCAAUACCAAUCACUUUUAGGUAUUUUUCUAAGCUCCAGAAACUUUACCUUAAUAAUAAUUUUUUAUCUGGUAGUAUUUCUUAUUCUGUUGCCAAAUCUUGGAUUUCUUUGUCAGAAGUUGGUUUGUCAGGAAAUUUGUUUUCUGGAUCAAUUCCAUCUUCAGUUGGGAAAUGGAAAAUGUUAACAAAGUUCGAUUUUCAUGGUAACAACUUUUCUGGGAACAUACCAACAAACAUUGGGAACCUUAAAAGUCUCAGGUUUCUUGAUUUAUCAGAAAACAAGAUAUCAGGAAAGCUUCCGCAAUCCAUUGGUCAACUUUCUGAAUUAGUAGUUUUAUAUCUGAACCAAAACUCUCUUACAGGCAGUAUUCCUUCUUCUAUAUCAGGACUUGUUUCUAUCCAGUUCUGUCGUUUAUCAGAAAACAAGCUGACAGGUUCUUUGCCACCAUCAAUUGGUAAGCUUCCGAAGAUUCAAAGAAUAAUUCUUCAAAACAACAAGCUGACAGGAAAACUCCCUGCAACAAUUGGUCAUUUAACAACACUAACUGAUAUUUUCUUGGCCAAUAACUAUUUCUCAGGCAAAAUUCCGGCCAGCUUCGGUAAUUUGGUCAAUCUUCAAACACUUGAUUUAUCAAGAAAUCAACUUUCUGGUCAAGUCCCACAUCAGCUGGUGAAAUUACAAAGAUUACAAGAUUUAGAUCUGUCAUUUAAUCCUUUGAGACUAGUUCAAAUACCAAACUGGUUUCAAGAAUUGAAACUUUUUCGCCUUAUGUUGGCGAAAACCGGAAUUAAAGGUCGGUUACCAUUUUGGUUAGCUUCAUCAUCUAUAUCUAUACUUGAUCUGUCAAGUAAUGCAUUAUCAGGAAAGUUGCCUCAUUGGAUUGGUAACAUGACUAGCUUGACAUUUCUCAAUUUAUCAAAUAAUGGGUUUUUCUCAUCUAUACCAGUUGAAUUCAAGAAUCUCUCACUUCUAAUGGAUCUUGAUCUUCAUUCAAAUAGGUUUACUGGUAAUCUAAAUGUCAUUUUCUCUAAAGAAGUUGAAGACCCAUUAGGGCAUUAUAAUUCCAUUGAACUUUCCAACAAUAAUUUCAAUGGAAAAAUUGAUGAUGACAUUGGAGAGAGUCCUGCAGUGGGUUCAAUCAGUUCUUUGAUUCUAUCAAAUAACAAAAUUCAAGGUUCAAUACCAAAAUCAAUUGGUAAAAUGAGUGAAUUGAAAGUACUAAAGCUAGAAAAUAAUGGGUUAUCUGGAGAAAUACCAAUGGAGCUUGGAAAUGCAAAGGGAUUGACUACAAUUUUACUUUCAGGAAAUAAACUAAGUGGGGCUAUACCAGAAAAGGUAAUAAACUUGAAGGAGCUAAAAGAGUUUGAUGUUUCUAGUAAUAGAUUGAGUGGAAGAAUUCCUCCACAUAAAGUUAAUAUUCCUGUUUCUGGAUUUAAAAAUAAUCGUGGUUUGUGUGGAGUUCCACUUCCUCCUUGUAAACAUUUUUAGUUUGUAUUUUACUUUCAAAAAAUUUAAAUUUCUUAUUUUUCA